This is a messenger RNA of Arabis nemorensis, 1773 nucleotides long. NCBI's taxonomy places the organism in Eukaryota, Viridiplantae, Streptophyta, Magnoliopsida, Brassicales, Brassicaceae. The record is from the annotation of a GenBank genome assembly.
AUGGCCGUAGACUCGAACCUCUCGUCGUCCUUGGGACCUCCGGCGUGUGAAAAGGACGCAAAAGCCCUCCGUUUUAUCGAGGAAAUGACCCGAAACGCUGAUACCGUCCAAGAAAACCUCCUAGCGGAGAUUCUGAGACGCAAUGCCGACACCGAGUACCUCCGCCGCUUUAACCUCGGCGGCUCUACCGACCGAGAUACCUUUAAAUCGAAACUUCCAAUCAUUACUUACGAAGAUCUCCAGCCAGAGAUUCAACGCAUAGCUGACGGUGACCGCUCUCCAAUCUUAUCCGGCCAUCCCAUCUCCGAGUUUCUCACCAGCUCGGGAACUUCAGCUGGUGAGAGGAAACUCAUGCCCACUAUUAAAGAAGAGCUCGAUCGUCGUCAGCUUCUUUACAGUCUCCUCAUGCCUGUCAUGAAUUUGUAUGUGCCGGGACUAGAUAAAGGAAAGGGAAUGUAUUUCCUGUUCGUUAAGUCGGAAUCAAAGACACCGGGGGGGCUACCGGCUCGACCAGUCCUGACUAGCUAUUACAAGAGUGAUCAAUUCCGGUCUCGAGCAUAUGAUCCCUAUAACGUCUACACAAGUCCAAACGAAGCCAUUCUCUGUUCGGACUCCUUCCAAAGCAUGUACACUCAAAUGCUUUGUGGCCUCCUUGACCGACUCUCUGUCCUCCGCGUGGGUGCCGUCUUUGCCUCUGGUCUCCUCCGUGCCAUCCGCUUCCUUCAGCUCCAUUGGUCUCGCUUUGCCAACGACAUCCAGUCGGGUUUUCUCGACUCCGAGAUAACUGACCCGUCUAUAAGACACUGCAUGUCCGGUAUUCUCAAACCGGACCAUGAGUUGGCGGAGUUUAUCCGCCGGGAGUGUGAGUCUGAAAAUUGGGAACGAAUCAUCACCCGUAUUUGGCCUAACACUAAGUACCUUGACGUCAUCGUAACUGGAGCCAUGGCUCAAUAUAUCCCAACGUUGGAAUACUAUAGUGGCGGUCUUCCAAUGGCUUGCACCAUGUACGCUUCCUCCGAGUGCUACUUUGGUUUAAACCUUAACCCAAUGAGCAAACCGUCCGAAGUCUCUUACACCAUCAUGCCCAACAUGGCCUAUUUCGAGUUUAUCCCUCUCGGCGGCUCCAAGGCCGUUGAACUCGUUGAUGUAAAGAUUGGCAAAGAGUACGAACUCGUGGUCACAACCUAUGCCGGUCUAUGUCGAUACCGAGUGGGUGACAUCCUCAGAGUCACAGGCUUUCACAACUCAGCACCUAAAUUUCACUUUGUGAGGAGGAAGAACGUCCUCCUNAGCAUCGAUUCUGACAAGACGGACGAGUCUGAGCUUCAGAAAGCCGUGGAGAACGGAUCGAGUCUUCUUCUUAAAGAAUGCGGGACUCGCGUAGCCGAGUACACUAGCUACGCAGACACAAGCACAAUCCCUGGCCACUACGUUUUGUAUUGGGAGUUGUUAGUGAGGGAUGGGGCAAGCCGGCCGAGUCACGAGACCAUGACUCGGUGCUGCCUCGAGAUGGAAGAGUCGUUGAACUCGGUUUACCGGCAAUGCCGAGUCGCCGACAACUCGGUUGGACCGCUCGAGAUAAGGGUUGUGAGAAACGGAACGUUCGAGGAGCUGAUGGAUUACGCCAUCUCUAGAGGCGCAUCAAUUAACCAGUACAAGGUACCGAGGUGCGUUAACUUCACACCUAUUGUGGAGCUACUUGAUUCUAGGGUUGUGUCGGCGCAUUUUAGCCCAGCUUUACCGCAUUGGACGCCGGAGACGAGGAGAAAAUAA